AUGGACCCAGGUGCCAUGGAGGUUGAGAGGGAAGGUGAUGACUGUGACACCAGCUGGAGCCAAGAGCUCAGGCUCGUCCUCAUCGGAAAAACAGGAAGUGGCAAGAGUGCGUCUGGAAACACCAUCUUGCGCCGGAGGCAGUUCCUGUCUCAGUUGAGCGGCAGCUCCAUCACAAAGAUCUGUGAGUUCGGGAGCGUCGUGCUUACAGAGGAAGAGGAAGCCAAGGAAGAGGAGGAGGGCCAGGCUGUCACAGGGAGGAAGAUGAGGAGAGUCACAGUGGUUGACAUGCCAGGUUUUGGGGACACUCACCUCAGCAGGGAGGAGAUUAAUGAAGAGAUAGCCAAGUGUGUGUGUCUCUCUGCCCCCGGGCCUCAUGCCUUCCUCCUGGUGGUGCCAUUAGGACGAUACACAGAAGACGUGAACCAGGCUGUUGGUGAGAUGUCAAAGAUGUUUGGGGAGGAUGCACUCCGUCACCACACUCUGGUUCUUUUUACCAAAGGUGAUGACCUUGAUGGAAUGGGGAUUGAAGAGUUCCUGAGUAAGACUGCGCCUCCCGGGCUCGAGGUUCUGAUUAACAGGUGUAGCAGCAGGUAUCAUGUCUUCAACAACAAAGACCCAAGUAACUCAGAGCAAGUGAAAGAACUCCUGAUGAAGGUUCACAUGAUGGUGAGGCAGACCACCACAGGGUUUUAUACCAAUGAACUGUUUUCAAAGGCGGAAGCUGCCAUCAGUGAGGAGCAGGAAAGGAUGUUGAGGAAGCAAGGGGAAGGGGAAACACGAGGGGGGACUUCGACUCGUAUGAGACAGGAGGCUGUGCUCUCUGCUGAGGUCCUGGAGAAAGUAAAGAUCAUGGUAGCUGCUGUAGCCACGGGCAUGGCAUUCGUGGCAAUAGUUGGCAUAGCAGCCCCUUUGGUAACAUCAGCUGGGGCUUCCCUUGUAGAAAAAUCAUCGGGUUUCGUUGAAGGUAAACUAACAGAGAUGUCUGUUAAGGGAGGAACACGGGUUGGUGAAGGUAUGGGGGCCAUAGUGGCAGCAGCAAUAGGCGGGGCCCUGACCGUUUCUAUGGUAAACAAAAUUGACUCUGACAUCGACUGA
Limanda limanda (common dab) is the source of this 1095-nucleotide messenger RNA. RefSeq names its product GTPase IMAP family member 4-like. The coding region runs from base 1 to 1095 and encodes 364 amino acids. The record is from RefSeq and is a predicted model, not a curated record. Lineage: Eukaryota; Metazoa; Chordata; Actinopteri; Pleuronectiformes; Pleuronectidae. Gene Ontology annotation, molecular function: GTP binding. The transcript has a single exon.